GUGCGGGCUGUGUCCUGAGUGGGUGAGGGAGGCGCGGAGGCGGCGCUCAGGGGCACUGCUCGGCUAGCCGCUCGGUUCUCGCUAGGGGCGCCCACCCGCUAGUCUGUCCGGCGCGAGCCACCGCCACCGCCACCGCCACCGCCCGCCCGGAUAGUCCGGCCCCGGGGCCCCCAGGCUCAGCCCGCGGAGCGGCCUCCUGAGGACGCCUCUCGGCGAGAGGAACGCGCCGGCGCCCUUGCCUUCGCAGUGGCCCAGCGCGCGGGCCGCGGGAUGAGGGGCAGCCAGCGAGCCGCGCCGGCCCUGCGGCUCCGAGGGCACCUCUGGCCAGUGCUGGUCGUUCUGGCGGCCGCCGCGGCGACCUGUGCCUGGGCAGCCAUGGACGAGUGCACGGACGAGGGCGGACGGCCGCAGCGCUGCAUGCCCGAGUUCGUCAACGCCGCCUUCAACGUGACCGUGGUGGCCACCAACACUUGUGGGACUCCGCCUGAGGAGUACUGUGUGCAGACCGGGGUGACCGGGGUCACCAAGUCUUGUCACCAGUGCGACGCCGGGCAGCCCCACCUGCAGCACGGGGCUGCGUUCCUGACCGACUACAACAACCAAGCGGACACCACCUGGUGGCAAAGCCAGACCAUGCUGGCCGGGGUGCAGUACCCCAACUCCAUCAACCUCACGCUGCACCUGGGAAAAGCUUUUGACAUCACCUAUGUUCGUCUCAAGUUUCAUACAAGCCGCCCAGAAAGCUUUGCCAUUUACAAGCGCACGAGGGAAGACGGGCCCUGGAUUCCUUACCAGUACUACAGCGGUUCCUGUGAGAACACCUACUCAAAGGCAAACCGUGGCUUCAUCAGGACAGGAGGGGACGAGCAGCAGGCCUUGUGCACUGAUGAAUUCAGUGACAUUUCUCCCCUUACAGGAGGCAAUGUGGCCUUUUCCACCCUAGAAGGAAGGCCCAGUGCCUACAACUUUGACAAUAGCCCGGUGCUGCAGGAAUGGGUAACUGCCACUGACAUCAGAGUGACUCUCAAUCGCCUGAACACUUUUGGAGAUGAAGUGUUUAAUGACCCCAAAGUUCUCAAGUCCUAUUAUUAUGCAAUCUCUGAUUUUGCUGUGGGUGGCAGAUGUAAAUGUAACGGACAUGCAAGCGAGUGUAUAAAGAACGAAUUCGACAAGCUGGUGUGUAACUGCAAACAUAAUACGUAUGGAGUAGACUGUGAAAAGUGUCUUCCUUUCUUCAAUGAUCGGCCAUGGAGGAGAGCAACGGCUGAAAGUGCCAGCGAAUGCCUGCCCUGUGACUGCAAUGGCCGAUCACAGGAAUGCUACUUCGACCCUGAACUAUACCGUUCCACUGGCCAUGGUGGCCACUGCACCAACUGCCGAGAUAACACAGAUGGCGCCAACUGUGACAGGUGCCGAGAGAACUUCUUCCGCCUUGGGAACAAUGAAGCCUGCUCUCCAUGCCACUGUAGUCCUGUUGGUUCUCUGAGCACACAGUGUGAUAGUUAUGGCAGAUGCAGCUGUAAGCCGGGAGUGAUGGGGGACAAGUGUGACCGUUGCCAACCUGGAUUCCAUUCUCUCACUGAGGCAGGAUGCAGGCCAUGCUCUUGUAAUCCCUCUGGCAGCAUAGAUGAAUGCAAUGUUGAAACAGGAAGAUGCGUUUGCAAAGACAAUGUGGAAGGCUUUAAUUGUGAAAGAUGCAAACCUGGAUAUUUUAAUCUGGAGUCAUCUAAUCCUAGGGGUUGUACACCCUGCUUCUGCUUUGGGCAUUCUUCUGUGUGUACAAAUGCCAUCGGCUACAGUGUUUAUUCUAUCUCCUCUACCUUUCAGAUUGAUGAGGACGGGUGGCGUGUGGAACAAAGAGAUGGCUCUGAAGCAUCUCUUGAGUGGUCCUCUGAGAGGCAAGAUAUUGCUGUGAUCUCAGAUAGCUACUUUCCUAGAUACUUCAUUGCUCCCGCAAAGUUCUUGGGCAAACAGCUAUUGAGUUAUGGUCAGAACCUCACCUUCUCCUUUCGAGUGGACAGACGAGAUACCCGCCUCUCUGCUGAAGACCUUGUGCUUGAGGGAGCUGGCUUAAGAGUAUCUGUGCCUUUGAUUGCUCAGGGUAAUUCCUACCCAAGUGAGACCACUGUGAAAUAUGUCUUCAGGCUCCAUGAAGCAACAGAUUACCCCUGGAGACCUACUCUUACCCCUUUUGAAUUUCAGAAGCUCCUAAACAAUUUGACAUCUAUCAAGAUCCGUGGGACAUAUAGCGAGAGAAGUGCUGGAUAUUUGGAUGAUGUUACACUGACAAGUGCUCGCCCUGGGCCUGGGGUCCCUGCAACUUGGGUGGAGUCCUGCACCUGUCCAGUGGGAUAUGGAGGGCAGUUUUGUGAGAUGUGCCUCUCGGGUUAUAGAAGAGAAACUCCGAGCCUUGGACCAUACAGUCCAUGUGUGCUGUGUGUCUGCAAUGGACACAGUGAGACCUGUGACCCUGAGACAGGUGUUUGUAACUGCAGAGACAAUACAGCUGGGCCCCACUGUGAGAAGUGUAAUGAUGGUUACUAUGGAGAUUCAACUGUGGGCACCACCUCUGAUUGUCAACCCUGUCCAUGUCCUGGGGGCUCAAGUUGUGCUGUUGUCCCCAAGACAAAGGAGGUGGUGUGCACCAACUGUCCUACUGGCACCACUGGUAAGAGAUGUGAGCUCUGUGAUGAUGGCUACUUUGGAGACCCUCUGGGUAGCAAUGGCCCUGUAAGGCUUUGCCGCCCAUGCCAGUGCAAUGACAACAUCGAUCCCAAUGCAGUUGGAAAUUGCAAUCGCUUGACAGGAGAAUGCCUGAAAUGCAUCUAUAACACUGCUGGUUUCUAUUGUGACCGGUGCAAAGAUGGAUUUUAUGGAAAUCCCCUGGCUCCCAAUCCAGCAGACAAAUGCAGAGCCUGUAGUUGCAACCCAUAUGGGACAGUGAAGCAGCAGAGCCGCUGCAACCCCGUGACUGGGCAAUGUGAAUGUUUGCCUCACGUGACUGGGCGGGACUGUGGCUCCUGCGACCCUGGAUUCUACAACCUGCAGAGUGGGCAAGGCUGCGAGAGGUGUGACUGCCAUGCUUUGGGUUCCACUGAUGGGCAGUGUGACAUUCGCACUGGCCAGUGUGAGUGCCAGCCUGGAAUCACCGGUCAGCACUGUGAACGCUGUGAGGUCAACCACUUUGGGUUUGGACCGGAAGGCUGCAAACCCUGUGACUGCCAUCCUGAGGGGUCUCUUUCACUCCAGUGCAAAGGUGAUGGUCGCUGUGAAUGCAGAGAAGGCUUUGUGGGCCAUCGCUGUGACCAAUGUGAAGAGAACUAUUUCUACAAUCGGUCUUGGCCUGGCUGCCAGGAAUGCCCGGCUUGUUACCGGUUGGUAAAAGAUAAGGUUGCUGAUCAUCGAGUAAAGCUUCAGGAGUUAGAGAAUCUAAUGGCAAACCUUGGAACUGGAGAAGAGGUGGUGACAGAUCAAGCCUUUGAGGAUAGACUGAAGGAGGCAGAGAGGGAGGUUAUGGACCUCCUUCGUGAAGCCCAGGAUGUCAAAGAUGUAGACCAAAACCUGAUGGAUCGUCUCCAGAGAGUGAACAACACUCUGUCCAGCCAAAUUAGCCGUUUACAGAAUAUCCGAAAUACCAUUGAAGAGACUGGAAACUUGGCUGAACAAGCACGUGCCCGAGUUGAAAACACAGAGCAGUUGAUUGAAAUUGCAUCCAGAGAACUUGAGAAAGCCAGAGUCGCUGCUGCCAAUGUGUCAGUGACUCGGCCAGAGUCUCCAGAGGACCCAAACAACAUGACUCUUUUGGCAGAAGAGGCUCGAAAGCUUGCUGAACGCCAUAAACAAGAAGCUGAUGACAUUGUACGAGUGGCAAAGACAGCCAAUGAUACAUCAACUGAGGCAUAUAAUCUGCUUUUGAAGACACUGGCAGGAGAAAAUCAAACAGCAUUUGAGAUUGAAGAGCUUAAUAGGAAGUAUGAACAAGCAAAGAACAUCUCACAGGAUCUGGAAAAACAAGCUGCCCGAGUACAUGAAGAGGCCAAGAGGGCAGGUGAUAAAGCUGUGGAAAUUUAUGCCAGUGUGGCUCAGCUGACCCCUGUGGACUCACAGGCACUGGAGAAUGAAGCAAAUAAAAUAAAGAAGGAAGCUGAGGAUCUGGACCGCCUGAUUGACCAGAAGUUAAAAGAUUAUGAGGACCUCCGGGAAGACAUGAGAGAGAAGGAACUUGAAGUAAAGAACCUUCUGGAGAAAGGAAAAAUUGAACAGCAGACUGCAGACCAGCUGCUAGCUCGUGCUGAUGCUGCCAAGGCUCUUGCUGAAGAAGCUGCUAAAAAGGGAAGAGAUACCUUACAAGAAGCCAAUGACAUUCUCAACAACCUGAAUGAUUUCGAUAGACGUGUGAACGAUAACAAGACUGCUGCAGAGGAGGCACUGAGGAAGAUCCCUGCCAUCAACCAGACCAUAGCUGAAGCUAACGAAAAGACAAGAGAAGCACAGCUGGCAUUGGGCAACGCUGCAGAGGAUGCCACAGAGGCCAAGAGGAAGGCUCACGAGGCCGAGAGGAUCGCAAGCGCUGUCCAAAAGAAUGCUACCAGUACCAAGGCAGAAGCUGAAAGAACUUAUGCAGAAGUUACGGAUCUGGAUAACGAGGUGAACAGUAUGCUGAAGCAGCUACAGGAAGCAGAAAAAGAGCUGAAGAAAAAACAAGAUGAUGCUGACCAGGAUAUGAUGAUGGCAGGGAUGGCUUCACAGGCUGCUCAAGAAGCCGAGAUCAAUGCCAGAAAGGCCAAAAACACUGUUACCAGCCUCCUAAAUGAAAUUAAUGACCUCUUAGAGCGGCUAGGGAAACUGGACACAGUGGACCUCAAUAAGCUAAAUGAGAUUGAAGGUACUCUGAGCAAAGCCAAAGAUGAAAUGAAGGUCAGUGAUCUUGACAGGAAAGUGUCUGACCUGGAGAAUGAAGCCAGGAAGCAGGAGGCUGCCAUCAUGGACUAUAACCGAGACAUCGAGGAGAUCAUGAAGGACAUUCGCAAUCUGGAGGACAUCAAGAAGACCUUACCAUCUGGCUGCUUCAACACCCCGUCCAUUGAGAAGCCCUAGCAUCUUCAGGGCUGGAAGGCAGCAUCCCCCCCAGCAGGGGAGCAAUUGUGAGGCCACAGAGUGCCUUGACACAAAGAUUACACUUCUCAGACCCCCACUUCUCUGCUGCUCUCCAUCACUGUCCUUUUGAACCAGGAAAAGUCACAAAGUUUAAAGAGAAGCAAAUUAAACAUCCUGAAUCGGGAACAAAGGGUUUUAUCUAGUAAAGUCUCUCUUCCACUCAUGUCACUACCUUACCCACACUUUCCCUUCUGAUUUGUAUGAGGACAUGGCAUCCUACGUUAUUAUGCGGUGGCAUAAGCACACCACGUGAGCCCUUGUGUGCCAGGGCAAAACAAGUAGCCCUCCCCUCUUCUUGACACCAGCAGAACCUCCUCAAUCUCAGUACUCUUGUUUCUAUGAAGGAAAAGUUUGGCUACCGACAGUAGCAUUGUGAUGGCCAGUAUAUCCAGUCCAUGGAUAAAGAAAAUGCAUCUGCAUCUCCUGCCCCUAUUCCUUCUAAGCAAAAGGAAGUAAACAUGCUGUGCCAAAGGUAUUGGUCAUUUAGAAUGCCAGUAGCAAUCCAUCAGCUGUUUAACCAUUUUAAGUAUAGGACAUUGAGCCAUCCAUGGGUAAGGAUACAAUUAUUUAUGAAGUCUUCAGGUGAACAUGGCUGAAGUAAGCUGAAGAUUGUCUCAUAUAUUAAUAAUUGAUUAGGAAGAUAAACUUUUUAAAGAUCUUUGGGCAGCUGAUAAAUCUGGAUGUGCAGCUUGUACUCACCAAUAGUGUCUUUUGAUAUUUUUACAAAUGGAACUUAUACAGAAGAAAUAGGGAUAUGAUAACCACUGAAGUUUUCUUUUCAAAAUCAAAUUACUUCUUAGAGCUUUUUUAUUAGGUUAGUCUUGGAACUAGUGUUAUGUGGCAGAAAACGGUUGGUCCCUAAAAUCUCGACAAACAAAAACUAAAGAAAAACAAGCUUCCUGCCCUAGUCUUUGCUAGCAAAGGAAUAAAACUUAGAUGCAACUUGUACUGUCAUUGUCCUGUACAUGCAUUUUUCUAUUGGAGAGAGAUGAAACAUUUUACCCUUAGCUCCACUUUUCUUCCAGUGUUUCUAGAAAUCCUUCAAAGAAUCCUACAUUGUUUGCCAAUUCCUGGUGGCAAAAUACUUGCACUCAGUAUUUCACACAGCUGCCAAUGCCAUCUAGUUCCUGCACUUUGUGAUUUGAACUCACUCAAAACCUUCCCUCUAAGUCCAGAGGGAAGAUCUUUAUGUAGGUUUUCUUAGUGGGCUUCUCAACUUGUGAUCCUCAGUUCUGUGGUUUUAUUUUAAGACCACACUGUCAUAGUUCCCUGCCACACACCCCCUUCCUCCUACCAGUCUGCCUUUGAGAUUCAUAUAUAGCCUUUAACACUAUGCAACUUUGUACUUUGUGGGGGUGGGGGGGAGAAACUAUUAUCUGACACACUGGUGCUAUUAAUUAUUUCAAAUUUAUAUUUUUGUGUGAAUGUUUUUUGUUUUGUUUAUCAUGAUUAUAGAGUAAGGAAUUUAUGUAAAUAUUCUCGGUCCUAUUUCUAGAAUGGCACUGUCUGUGCACUGCUUUGCUCAGUUUUUUCUCUUCACUGGCACAAUGUCUCUGAAUACCUCCUUCCCUCUGAAGCUAGAAGUCUUCAGAUUGUAUUUGCUCCCCAUUGCUUUGCUCUCUGCCUUGUGUUCGCAAUCCCUGUAUUCUCUAAUAACAUCAACUUGUUUUUCUCCACACCCAGCCCCUGGGAAGAGGUGACUCAGACCCUCUUCCAUGGCAGCCCUGAUGACCCUAGACUGCAGCAGGAUAUUGUUUUCGACGUUCAGAGCAGGAAUGUCAGGUGGACAGGAUAAUGGAGUAUUAGGAAAGUUUGCUGAAGAGGAUCUUCGGGAUCUGCAUUUAGGGAUCUAGCCAGGAAUGAGUGAGAAAUGCCCUUUCCAGCAGUUGUGGGAACUGGAUGGGUCAGUUUUAUAAAGGGUGCAUUAUUAUGGAGCACUGUAAAGACAUCAGGAAACACUGCUGCUCACCAGCAGACCAAGAGUGGUGGUGUGACUUAGGCCUGAGGAUCCCACUUUCCCAUUCCCAUCUCCUCGGGCACUCCAGAGUUUGCCACAGCGUUUUGACUUGGCAGACCCCCAUGCUUUCACUCUGCUUCUGCCCCAGGCCUCUUCUACUAUCACAGGAGGUAUGGUUCUCGCCAAGUUUUCACAUUGAUGUUUCCUAGCUAGUUCCUCUUUUUAAGUGGCCACAUCCUAAAGGCAUUUUCAUCAAGGUUACAGGAAGAAGACUGAAGAUCAACUGCCAAGCUGCAAGCUAGUUUGGAUCAAGUUCACUCCAAGUUUUGGGUCACAUUGGGUUGGUUUGGUUUCUUUUUUCUUUCUCUCACUCUGUCUUGUUGUUUUUCUCCUUCUUGAUCUAUGUGAUAUAUUUUUAAACAGAAUUUUAUUUUUAAAAUAAAAAUUCUUUAUAAAGUGAUACCUUAAUUACACUCCUGCAAUAUAGCCAUUAUUUUAUUGUGUAGUUUCAGUUAUCUGUAUUUUAUGUAAUGAAAUAACAGGAUGGCUGCUGCAGAAUGCUGGGUGACAUGGGGAAUAUAUACCGCUAUUUUUCCCUGGAAUUUUCCCUUUGAGUCCCAAAUACGGCCCUUUUACAUGUGCCUUCACUUUAGCUGUUUGCCUUAAUCUUACAGUCUUGCUUUCCAGGGUGGUUAAUAAAAUGCAACACUUGGCAUUUUUUAUGUUUUAAGAAAAACAGUAUUUUAUUUAUAAUAAAAUCUGAAUAUUUGUAACCAUUUA
This is a messenger RNA of Otolemur garnettii (small-eared galago), 7894 nucleotides long. RefSeq names its product laminin subunit gamma 1 (gene LAMC1). Bases 271 to 5097 code for a protein of 1608 amino acids. The transcript is spliced from 28 exons. NCBI's taxonomy places the organism in Eukaryota, Metazoa, Chordata, Mammalia, Primates, Galagidae. The record is from RefSeq and is a predicted model, not a curated record. Gene Ontology annotation, molecular function: extracellular matrix structural constituent.